AACACGCGCCUACAACAUUCAUCUUUAAAUGGUCAGUCUAGUUUGCCAACAACAGUGUGUCCACGAGGCGCUCUGGACUAUUUUAUUUCUGCGGUCACGUUAAACAUGGCGCAAGUUGCGUGGAUAUUUUGUUUGUUUGGAUUGAUUUUUUCUGCCUUUCCAUUCACACAAGUAUCAGCGGAAGCUGAUUUUAAUGUUGACCGAUGGGAGGGUCAAGUGCAUCAAGACUACCAAUUUGCGGAGCGGCACCUCCUGGGCAAUGUACCAGUGCGUGAGGUGAUCAGGCCUCGGAUAGGGGAAGACGAUGCCACCGGUGCCCCUCGGUCAGAACCACCAUACUACUUCCUUCCCAUGUUCCAGCACUCGGCGGUUCCUGUCGUCGAUAGGGACUUGUUCAGACCAGUCGUCGGGAAAAUACGUUUCCCCAGUAUCUUCACCACCCUCUUGUUUCCGCCACAAAAUAGUCCAGAGCGCAACCACUUCUCUCCCGUGCGUAAUCCGCGUGGAGUGGAGGUGUGGUGUGGGUACAACCAGAUCUCCGUGCGCAUCAACAGAAGUCAGCUCAGGUUUAGGUGUCUGGCCUCCAUGCUCUUCCUGGGCACUUGCCCCGUCACCCGGGUCACCCCACUUUUCUUUUACUUCCAUUAUGACUUGAAUGACUGUGGCAGUACUCAAACGACCAUGAAUGGCCAGCUGGUGUACUCCAGCUCACUUCGCUUUUCUCCAGAACCACAGGGGCCAGUGAUGAGAGCCAUACCUCUCAACCUCCCCAUUCAGUGCAUAUAUAAUCGAUUCCACUACUCCUACAAAGUUGGCUAUGUACCUGAGGUGCAUGACCGCAAUCUCUUGAAGAGUAUGAAUGGCAAACACAUCUUUAGGCUCACUGCAUGCAAUGAGCAAUGGGAACAAUUGUCGUCCGAAGAGGGCUAUAUGCUUGGGGAGCCAAUGUACUUCAACGCCUCCGCUGCUUUUGUCCCCAAAGAUGAGAGUGUGUUUGUUGAUUCCUGCUUUGUUACGACAUCCAAUGACCCAAAUGCCACACCUCGCCUUGAAGUCAUUCACAACUUUGGAUGUAUGGUGGACAGCAAGCGGAAAGGCAGUCAGUCCCAGUUCUUCUCCAGAGAGUCAAAUGUCCUGCGCUUCACUGUGGAUGCUUUCCUGUUUCCCCAAAUCACUGCCACGCAUCUCUACCUGCACUGUACUAUGACUGUCAUGAAAUCCACUUCAAAGCGCAGCGCCAAGUCCUGCACAUACAAUAGAGCAGUGGGAAGGUGGGAGGAGCUGUAUGGCUCUCCCUCUGUGUGCUCCUGCUGUGAUUCUGUCUGUGAAGUGUCAGAGUUUUGGCCAGCCUUGACAUCUCCUUCAGUGAAAAGCCUGAUCACCAGUAAACCCUGGAGAGUGUUGGAGGACAGGGAGAAGAGUUUGCCCGUUCAGGCUGAGGAGAGACAGCCAGAUGGUGAGGAAAGGGUGGAGGAGACCUUGGCAGUCACUUAUAGAGUGGAGAAGGUGAAGUUUAAAAGCUUGGCAGUCGCUCCUUGGGAGGAGGAGAAAAACAUGUCAGUUGCUGUUAUGAAUAAGGUAGAGGAGGUGCAGGAAGGGACAUUUCUAGGAGAGGAGGGGGUGGUAGCCAGAAAAGAAGGGAGUGUGGAGGAACCGAUUGAGGACAAACGGGCUGAGAAGAUGAUUGAGGUGGCAGCUGAAGAGAUUGGCACAGACCAAGUGACAUCAAGUAUAACUUUGGAACAAGAACCUGAGGAGAAUACUGUGACGGUUAAGGAGGUAGCUCAGUGGAACAUGUCGAGUGUCACCAUGAAUGCUAAGGUGUCAAAGAAAGCUAAGGAGCAGGUUGCUGGGAUAGAAGGGUCAAAGGUUGAGAGAGUGGCGGUUGGACAGAUGCCUUUGGUGGACGAAGCGGCAGCAUUUCUGCAGGGGUACAUGGAGCCUGCCGAGUGGAGAGAAGAUUACCAAGGACCAGCCCUAGAGGAAGAGCUGGGGAGGUUUUGGAAACCAUCCACAAAGGACAAGCUUGCUGUGCUGGAAACUUCUGUCCCUAUUGGAACAUUAACUUUAAAUUAAAUAUUUCAUAAGAAGAAUUACA
Messenger RNA from Oncorhynchus keta (chum salmon), 2098 nucleotides. RefSeq lists its product as uncharacterized. Gene Ontology annotation, molecular function: acrosin binding. The transcript has 9 exons. NCBI's taxonomy places the organism in Eukaryota, Metazoa, Chordata, Actinopteri, Salmoniformes, Salmonidae. Gene Ontology annotation, cellular component: extracellular matrix. The record is from RefSeq and is a predicted model, not a curated record. The coding region runs from base 106 to 2076 and encodes 656 amino acids. Gene Ontology annotation, biological process: egg coat formation; binding of sperm to zona pellucida; positive regulation of acrosome reaction.